AUGAACAGCCAGUACAUGCGCAGAGAAGUCUUCUGCUGCGAGACCUGCGAUGAGCUCAAAAGCUUCUGGGAAAAGGAGAUCCGCAAACAGACUUGUUACCGAGAACUGGAAGAAGAUCGCCAGGAGAGAAGCGCUCUGAGAAAGCUCAGAGAAGAAUGGAAGGAGAGGCUGGAGAAGAGGCUGAGGAUGCUGGAUAAUCCUGAGGACAAGGAAACGCAGGCUAACCCUGAGAGCUGAGUGCUUCUGGCAAACCCUCAAGGGCAUCUCUUUCUAAGAGGAAAAGACUUUCCCGAGUAUAACGACUUACUAGGCAGAACUUCCCCUAUUGGCUCCCCCGUCUGAGAAAGGAUUUACACGCAAACCCCACCGUGUGCUAGUGGGGACUGUUGUUUUCCAGCUCAUCCUCCUCUUCUCAGAGAGGACAGGGUGACUGCAGGGGUAGGAUUCUUGGGUUGUUUUAUAUAAAAAGCACUUUGUGUUAGCACCCCUCCCCAGGUUUCCAAGGUCCACACAGUAUAAGCUGGUCCUGCAUUCUCCCCUCAUCUUGAAAUCUAAAUGCUUUUCUCUGAGCUUGCUCGAGGCAAUGACCUUAACGAAAUCUGGCUCCCUACAACUCCAGAAAUUGGUCACAAAAUCUUUGUCUCCUUUCUCCAUUUUCCUGCAAACAGAGAUGCCGGCGGAAAUAAAGCUAGUACGAAUUUUGAAAUUUUAACAAUA
This is a messenger RNA of Rattus rattus (black rat), 717 nucleotides long. RefSeq names its product protein FAM240B-like. The coding region runs from base 1 to 237 and encodes 78 amino acids. Lineage: Eukaryota; Metazoa; Chordata; Mammalia; Rodentia; Muridae. The transcript has 2 exons. The record is from RefSeq and is a predicted model, not a curated record.